Molecule: messenger RNA, 1707 nt
Organism: Komagataella phaffii GS115
Lineage: Eukaryota; Fungi; Ascomycota; Pichiomycetes; Pichiales; Pichiaceae
Exons: 1
Coding region: 1-1707 (568 amino acids)
Cellular component (GO): NuA4 histone acetyltransferase complex
Molecular function (GO): protein binding
Source: RefSeq, a predicted model, not a curated record
AUGACGGCCUUACCGGUGCUGUAUAAGGUAAUAACAUUACAGAAUCUACACUCUUUGUAUAUACAAUCGUAUCAAAGACAGGAGAAGGAGAUCACUCUUGAUAUGGAUAAACUUCGGUCAAACAUAAACGCUAGUCCGUUGAUAGAUCCAGCCUACGAUCUAUGUCAGAUAGACACACAAAAAGUUCAUAAGGAUAACCAGACUAGCCAAGUGAUUAGUGGCGAGCAGAUUGUCGAAAUAAUCAACGAAUUCUUUUCAGAAAAUGGUGGCCAAGCAUUGAUUCCUAUUUCGACUAAUGUGUUCAAGAUUUCAGAAACUAUCAGCAUAAAUACGAUAAAGGAUCGACUUAUUAAAGUCUUAAACCAUUACAAAAACACAACUCUGAGAGAAGUAGCAGCUUUGGAGGCGCAAUAUCACCUAUUAAGGACACAAAAAGAGAAAGUAAUUGCCUCAGAAGUAUUGAAAGAGGAUGAGGAUGAGUCUAUAGAUGAAGUUGAAGACAAUAAACCUGAAGAAGCGGAAACCGCCAGGAAAGAUUACAAAGUGGAUGAGCCUCAGGAGGAGCAGCAAGAUGAAGAUGAGAAGAGCCCAGCUCCAAAGGAACCAUCUAAAAGUGAACUGAGCACUGGUGGUGAAUUUUCCAAUGGCAGUAAGGAGGAAGAGAAUAUGGAACAGGCGGAAAUUUUGAAAGAGGAAGACACUUCUGAAGAGCACAAAGAGAACAAAAAUGAGGAACCUGUUAAGGAGCUUGAGGAGACGGAAAACACAAAAGAUGAGAAUACUGAGAAGAAAGUUGAAAGUACAGCAGAAAGCCAAAUAGAACAACAACAUGAUAUUGAUGUCAAGUCAGAGAAAGCAGAUGACGAAAUUGGUGAAAAGUCAGAUCUAUCUGAAAAGACGGAGGAAAAUCAUUCCGAGAAAGAAGAAUUAGUCGAUUCAACCUUCAAUUCUGGAAUACAACCAACUGAAACUACCGACAGUGACCAACAGAUGGUUGCUGAUAGGACUAAGCAAGAUCAGGCAAUUGGUGAGAAGAAACCCAUAGAUAACGACUUUGAUGGUGAUUCUUCCAGUAAGGAAAAAUCUAGUGAAGUAAUCAGUGAGACACUUAAUGGUGAAUCUAGCCCAGAAAAGUCUCAAGAGGAGGACAAUAAUCAGGAGGCAAAUGCUACAGAGGAAAGCCCGGAGGAACAGGAGGGUCAACCAGAAGAAUCACGGGCAGAAGAAAAGUUGAGUGUGGAAACUACUGAUGACAAGAGUUUGCUUGACCGAGAAUCUCCUUCUAAAGAAUCUGAACGAAAACGUUCCCAUGAUGCAGAUGAAUCAGAACAAGAGAUCUCUCCAUCUAAAAGACAGAAGAAAGAGGAUACACAAAAGUCCAUCAAAAAGUUCCAAACAAUUGCAUCAAAUCUUAUCUCCCAAAUCUCCUCUAAUAGGUUUGCGUCUACCUUUUUGGCACCCGUGAACAAAUCUGAGGAGCCUGAAUAUUACAAGAUUGUUAAACAACCUCAAGAUCUGAAGACCAUUCUCAAGCACUGCAGAAAUGGGGAGAUAACCACCUUUGACGAAUUGACUAAAGUUCUACAGAUCAUGUUUACAAAUGCCAUCAUCUAUAACGAUGAAGACAGUGAUGUUUCGAAGCUAACGAUUGAAAUGAUGGAAGAAACUACUAAGAUUAUAGAGCUGUUCAGAGAAAGUCUGGAUUAG